Messenger RNA from Chaetomium strumarium, 1419 nucleotides. RefSeq names its product Sucrase/ferredoxin-like-domain-containing protein. The transcript has 2 exons. Bases 141 to 1214 code for a protein of 357 amino acids. Lineage: Eukaryota; Fungi; Ascomycota; Sordariomycetes; Sordariales; Chaetomiaceae. The record is from RefSeq and is a predicted model, not a curated record.
CGCCAUCAAGGUCAAUCGCCGAAACCUGGUCAGCGUUGCCAUGCCAGGUCCGCAUCCGCCACCGAGUCGCUCUCCAACAUGUGCUGUCAAUACUCUCUGCAGUCUUGCCAUUCCAGAACCGUCCUUCAUCCUCGGCCGCCAUGACAAUACACAGGCUACUAGCCCGAGCAUGCGCCCGUUCUUCAUCUGUAACUCCGCGGAUCAGGAGGGCUCUCGCAACCAACACGACCCCGCGACCCUCCUUCCCGACGACACCCACCUGCCCGGCACCGACAUGCACAUGCGCACCGACGCCUGAGCUUCCACAGGGCUUCGAAAUCGAUCACGAGGCACCCCUCAGCGGCGCUAUCUCAAACUAUGCGGAGCAUGUUCUGGUGUGCACCGGCAAGGACGACUGGCCGUCGCGCAUCGAGGAAGACAACGGGGGCGACAACCUCGCGGCAGACCUUCGCGAGCUGGUCGGGCCCCGGGGAAAGUUCAACGAUCCCUUCCACAACAUCUCCGUCCUCAACUCGUCCUUCCCGUCGUCCCCACCACCAAAACAGCGGCCCGAACUGCAGACCAGCUCGGUCUACAUCCUGCCGCAGUUCAAAUACGUCCCCUACCUCCCGCGCGUGUCGUUCGACCAUGCCGAGGCGCUGGUCCGGGGCUACCUGCAGCCCGAGAAGCUGCAUGCGAUGCACGACGGCCUGUCGCCCAUCCACCGGGACAGGCUGCUGCGCAAGCCGGCGUACCAGAACUACCUGUGGGGCGUGCGCGACGUGCGCGAGGUGGUGGUGCUGAUCUGCGGGCACGGCGGGCGGGAUCGGAGAUGUGGCAUUUUCGGGCCGCUGUUGCGCGACGAGUUUGAGAAGACGCUCCCUAGGCGGGGUGUUAAUGUUUUGAAGGGGCCGGUCGAGGCUGAAAAUGAAGAGGGGUUUGCUGUCCCGGGGAGCGUGGAGGCAAGCCGGGGAGAAGAGUACGCUGCGCGCGUUGGCUUGAUUAGCCAUAUUGGCGGACACAAGUUUGCGGGGAACGUGAUUGUGUAUCUGCCGCCCGGCUUGAGGACCCAGGAUGGACAGGCACACCCUCUGGCUGGACAUGGUAUCUGGUAUGGCAGGGUCGAGCCCCGGCACGUGGAAGGUGUUGUGGGCGAGACCAUCUUGCGGGGGAAAGUCAUUGAGGAGUUGUUCAGGGGAGGAAUCAAGCAGAACGGGGAGAUAUUGAGGUUAUAGACUAGAGGGAUGCUAUCCCACGUUGUAUAGACUUGCAGGAGUAUUUCCAUGUGCAGAGUGUGAGAUAUCGCUUAAAACGGUGUUUCUGGGGUACAUAGCGACUUGCCAUUGGAGGGGCAGACAAAAUCGAGCUAACUAGCUAGUGCUUACCUGCAUAUCUUGCCUAUAGCGAUCGUUCUAUUUUAUACAAGUACUCACUUAAGCC